AUGAUCUCGAAUUUUUCACUAAAACUUCAUUUAGUUGCAGCUACUGCUAAUGUGGAAAGUGUCAAAGUGUGUUUUACGCAUAUGAACAGCAUAGGAGGAUAUCCUAAAGAAGGUUCCUACGAAAUGGUCAAAUUGAUCUUGGACCAAAAUUGCACACAUAUCAUAGGAAACCUAAUCCUUACUGGUCUUUACCGGAAAGCUGAUGGAUCUGAUCCGGACUUGAGUUUUUUGAAAUCAAUUCAAGAAAUAUCUGGUUACUUGAUUAUAAUGCAUUCAAAUGUAAAUAAUAUACCAUUGUCUAAUUUACGAGUUAUACGAGCAAAUAAUGGAGGCUAUAAAAUACGCGAUGAAUUAGAUUUUGCCGCUCUAAUAAUCCGAAAGAAUUAUAAAGAUGGAGAAACACUGAAGCACGUUGAUUUACAUAGCUUAAAAUCUAUAGUUCGUGGUAGCGUUUAUAUAUACGAUAAUCCGGGACUUCAGUAUUUGCCGGACAGUAUCCACUGGACUGAAUUAUUCGAAAGUCUUGGAGAACAGAACUUUUACAGUCAUAAGUUGAUUCAAACAAACAGUUAUGGAGACAAAAAUAUCACUAUUGAUCUACAUCUAUAUGAACACAAUCCACAUGACAUUGAACCAGAGCCAGUAUCAGCUAAUGUGAAGCCAUCCUGCUCCAAACUUUGCCCAAAGAUAAACAACAACACAUAUUGUUGGGGCCAUCUCUGUCAGACUGUCAACACCAAUCUAAAUGUCAAAGUUUAUUAUGUAAUCGGAGGGUGUACUGGACCUUUAGCUUCACAAUGUGUGAGUUGUAAAGAAUAUUAUAAUUCUGGCACAUGUGUUGCACACUGUCCAUCUAGAACAAUAAUUCAUGAAGGCAAGUUAAUUUCGAAUCCUGAGUUCAAGUACCGCUUGGGAAAUCUAUGCUUAUCGGUUUGUCCAGAUGGAUUCAUGGUUGAAGGUGAUGUAUGUGUGACUCAUUGCUCUACAGGUAGUAUGAGUACAGAUGGACGUGUAUGUCUUCCAUGUCAAGAUAAAUGUCCAAAAUCCUGUAAAAUCACUGAUAAGGAAACGAAAAAUGGACGUAAAAUGAGUAAUUUUGAUUUAAGAAAUUUAAAUCAAUUAAUUAACUGUACUAUACUAGAAGGUAAUUUGAUCCUAACAAAAGAAUCAUUUAAUCCAAGUUCUGAUCUAACCGAUCAUAUCCCAAUCACAGAUCACCGUCAAUUAUGGGCUUUACAUUCAUUAAGAGAAAUAACUGGUUAUAUAUAUUUAGAUUUGGAAUUACUUGGCGAUAGUCUGAGAAAUUUUAGUUUUCUUGAAAAUCUUGUGAAAGUCAGUGGUUAUCUACCUUCUGCACGAGUGAGUAUAAUGAUUAUAAACAGUAAGGCGCAUUUUCCUGGAUUAAGAAGCCUUCGACAUGUUCCACAUGGAAGAGUUAUAUUUCACCAAAACCCCAACUUGUGUUAUUUAUCCUCACUGCCUUGGACUAAUUCAGCACACUCAAGUAUCUUUAGCACACUGAAUCAAACAAAUUCGAUGGAAAUUACUGUUAUUGAUGGUCCAAGUGACAACUAUUGUGAAUCUCUUAACUACGUGUGUCAUCCUGCAUGCAAGAAGGAGUAUGGAUGCUGGGGACCAGGACCAGAUCAGUGUGUUCGCUGCUCAUAUCGUAGAGCGGGAUUAUAUACAUGCGUUCAAUCAUGUAGUAACUUAACAGGAUAUAUGUCUGAACAAUGGGAAAAACAACUCCAAAUGUCUAACAAGAAGAAUGACUAUUUUGGCAAUUCUCUGACUAAAAAUUUUCACCUAAAUUACCAUACAGCAGAAACUGAAUAUGUUUGUGUCCCGUGUCAUCCAGAGUGCGGCAAAUCCUGUACAGGACCUGGUGCUCAUGAGUGUAUUGGAUCAUGUAAAACAGCUUGGUCAGAAGGUCAGUGUGUUUCAGAAUGUCAUUCAAACACUUAUCUAAAUAUAGACAGAAGAAUUUGUGAGCCAUGUCAGACACAUUGUCAUCAACGUCAGUUAACAAAACAGCCGGUAUGCACUGGUCCUGGUCGUCAUCCAGGAAAAGGAGGGUGUAAUAAAUGCGAGAAAUUUGUUGUACAGUCACAUUUCAAUCAGAUGAAUACGGAAAUAUCAGAUUUAUCAUCCCCGCUUACAACAAUUAGCUUGCUAUGCAUCAGAGGAGAUUGUCCACCGGGAACUUAUUUAACAACUGAAGUGGUUCAACCGGACACUUUGUUUGCGAAGUACGCUGAAAUAUUCACAAGUGUUGCUGCAGUAUGUCGAUCAUGUCAUCCAAGGUGCCCAAUGUGUACAGCAUACAGCCUCCUAAGAGCUAAUGAGCAACGUUUAGGAUGCAUGAAGUGUAGUGGAUUUUGGCUGAGAGAUGCUUGCGUAGAACACUGUCCUGUAGAACAAACCUACGCAAUAUGGAUUAAGACUAAUCAUAAUGUAUCCAGAAAUUCUUCAGAAAAGCACUUAAAUUUAAAAGACGUCAAUUUGAAAUACAAUGGUAUUUAUGUGCGACAUUUAAAUGGACAGUGUUUAGCCUGUCAUGAGCAAUGUCAUGCUGGAUGUUGGGGUCCUGGACCAGAUCAGUGCAACCAUUGUCUUAAUGUCAAAGUACCUAUCCGAUUUAUAUCUAAUAAUCUUACUAAAUUUUACGGACUGGAUCAAUUUUCAGGAGAUGAUCUAUCAAUUGAAUUGAACAGUCUAAAUUUACAUCUAUACCAUGGGAGAUUUAUUUGCUUACCACAAUGUCCAAAUGAUUUAUACAAUCAUAUAAUUAAUAUACCUGAAAUGGAAGGUGAAACAAUAUGUCAUCAUAGUACAUAUUUAAGUACUAGUGAUUAUGAACUGAUAAUGCAGGACAAUGUGUAUCCAUUUCAAUACUUUAAUAAUUAUCCAUUUCAAAUAACAAUCAACAAUUGGAGCAAGGAACGUCUGCAGGAAUUAUCGGACUAA
This is a messenger RNA of Schistosoma mattheei, 2967 nucleotides long. NCBI's taxonomy places the organism in Eukaryota, Metazoa, Platyhelminthes, Trematoda, Strigeidida, Schistosomatidae. The record is from the annotation of a GenBank genome assembly.